CGAUAAGUAACUACUAUAGGCAUAACGCUCAUCUCUAAUUUAACGCGUGCUCUUUCUUUCCUCUUGCUCCAACAUGGCUGAUCAGAACGAGCGCGCCUUCCAAAAGCAGUUCGGUGUUAACCUAAACCGUAAGGUGAAGCCAGGCAUCACCAAAAAGAAGGUGCUCCGCCGCUACCGGGAUGUUGGUCUCGGCUUCAAAACCCCACGUGAGGCCAUCGAUGGUACUUACAUUGACAAGAAGUGUCCCUGGACGGGGGAUGUGAGAAUUCGUGGCCGCAUUUUGACUGGUGUUGUGCGCAAAACUAAAAUGCAACGCACUAUUGUCAUUCGACGUGAUUAUCUGCACUUUGUGCGCAAAUACAGUCGUUUUGAGAAACGUCAUCGCAACAUGAGCGUCCAUUGCUCACCCGCAUUCAGAGAUGUUGAGCACGGCGAUAUCGUCACCAUUGGCGAGUGCCGUCCGCUCUCAAAGACCGUGCGCUUCAACGUAUUGAAGGUGAGCAAGGGUCAGGGCGCCAAGAAGAGCUUCAAGAAGUUUUAAGUGAAGGACAACCAACCACUGCGGAAGAAAACAAUAUUUGUAGCAUUAUUCUUUUUGAAUAAAACAAAAAAAAAAACCUAUGUAAAUUUAAUCAUAUUUUCUGUGUAGAUUGUCGAGUCUCAUUUCAGCAUUAUCAAGCAGCAGUUGGACGAAUUCUGAAAAGAUUGUGAACGUGGACUUGGAAAAAUGAAUUUUAUAUUUCACAGCUUAUAAUUCUGUUCGUUAGUUCGAAAUAAAAAUAAAAGCCGCCUAAAAUAACAA
This is a messenger RNA of Drosophila grimshawi, 802 nucleotides long. It is a transcript of the gene RpS11, whose product is annotated as 40S ribosomal protein S11. Lineage: Eukaryota; Metazoa; Arthropoda; Insecta; Diptera; Drosophilidae. The coding region runs from base 74 to 541 and encodes 155 amino acids. The record is from RefSeq and is a predicted model, not a curated record. The transcript has 5 exons. Gene Ontology annotation, biological process: translation. Gene Ontology annotation, molecular function: structural constituent of ribosome. Gene Ontology annotation, cellular component: cytosolic small ribosomal subunit; ribosome.